CAAGAACCCUAAAAAAAACCUGACCCGUCAGAGAAUUGGAGGAAAAAACCAGACCCAGAUCAUCAGAAUCAUCAUGAGAAGCAUGGUGAAGAAGUUACUAUGCUGCGGAGCCAAGAGCUUUGCAAAAACAGCAAUACCAGAAGAAGGAAGAGUUCGUGUUUAUGUCGGGAACGACAGAGACACGCAAUGCAAGUUAGAGAUGGAGGCUGAUUUCUUGAACCACCCACUGUUCGAAGACUUGCUUCGUUUGUCGGAAGAAGAGUUCGGAUUCUCCUACAACGGCGCGUUGAGGAUCUCUUGCGAGAUCGAUGUUUUCAUGUACUUGACUCAUCUCCUCAAGUCCGGAGACCCUUCCGUGCAUUACAUUGAUCUCCACGAUCUUAUCUCCAAGUUCUACUCAGAGAGUAACAAUUAAUGGCGAUUUGGGAUCUAACGAUAAGAGAAGAACAAGAAGAUAGCGUCUCAUGAAGAACCAUGUGUGCGUUGGAUCAUACAUGCAUUCGUACAAGUAUACUUCAUCGUUCUUUUCUUGAUUAGUAAUCUCGAACAUUCUUGGAAAGAUCUUGUUUUUAUUCUUGGUUCGAUUAAAAAAAAAAAAAGUAUAGGAAAUACUGAAGCCAUUGAAAAUUUGUAUCAAUGGCCUCAUCCCAUUCUUUUUCUCUUUCCUUUUAUUUUCACAGUCAUAUAAUUCAAUGUCCUCGGCGAUAUAAGAAGAUUUG
Messenger RNA from Tarenaya hassleriana, 719 nucleotides. RefSeq names its product auxin-induced protein 6B-like. Gene Ontology annotation, biological process: response to auxin. The transcript has a single exon. NCBI's taxonomy places the organism in Eukaryota, Viridiplantae, Streptophyta, Magnoliopsida, Brassicales, Cleomaceae. The record is from RefSeq and is a predicted model, not a curated record. Bases 74 to 415 code for a protein of 113 amino acids.